Molecule: messenger RNA, 4662 nt
Organism: Phacochoerus africanus (Common warthog)
Lineage: Eukaryota; Metazoa; Chordata; Mammalia; Artiodactyla; Suidae
Gene: KCNC4
Product: potassium voltage-gated channel subfamily C member 4
Exons: 4
Coding region: 1101-3089 (662 amino acids)
Biological process (GO): potassium ion transmembrane transport; protein homooligomerization
Cellular component (GO): neuronal cell body membrane; voltage-gated potassium channel complex; axon
Molecular function (GO): protein binding; delayed rectifier potassium channel activity
Source: RefSeq, a predicted model, not a curated record
GCCCGGAGAUGGGCAGACGCGUGGAUGGCGUGGCUCCCAGCGCCGCCGCCAGAUCGCAGGAGCCAGGCGCCGGGGCGCUGCGCUGAGGCUCCCGCUCGGCGCAGCCCAGGAAGCCUGCAGGUGUCCUUGGCCUCUCGGCCGCCGCGCGGGAGACUCCUUCGCCAGUGUCCAGAGCCCUGCUCCCGGGAGCUACCCCGCCCCCGAGGGUUGGCACCGAGCAGGACGCCCCGUCUGAGGCCCCCCCCCGCCCCGGCGCGGCCCCCGCAGCGCAGCGCCCAGCCCAGCGCAGCUCCCCGCCGCUGCCGAGCCGCGGACGCAGGACCCGAGGCUCGCUCUGGCGGGCGCGCUUGUUUUCCUUCUGCCGCCUCGCCCUGCGCAGCACCCGCCCGCCCGAACGCCGCUCUCCGCUCCGCCCCGCCUGCCAUCUGUGCCCUGCGCUGGAUUUAUGAAUGGGGGGAAGAGGCCACAUGCCGCCGCCGCCGCCUCGUGUUGACCGCGCGCAGCCCGGGCCCGCGGAGCUCCGGCUGCCGUGAGAGCGUCGGCCCGGCCCCGGCAGCCGCUCGGAGGACUUGUUGCUGCUGCGCUGCCGCCGCCACCGCCGCCGUGGGGAAGCCGGCCUCUCCCGGGGCUCGGCGCGGACUGGGAGCCGGAGGGUGGCCCGUGUGAGUGUGAGCGCGCGCGCGCCCUGGACCCUCCCAGUGCGCCGGGACUGUGCGCUUCCCCAUCUACUGGGGGAGGGGGAAGGGGGCGUGUCCCGGGGCCCGAGCGUUCCAGUGUCCAGUCCUAACCCCGGAGCGUGUGUGUGCUUGCCCCUGCCUCCCCGGACGCCUCGUUUGGGUCCUCGGCUCUCCUUCCCCCCUUCUGCCUCCCUCCCCAGCUCUGCCUGCCCCAACCCCAACCACCUGUGCACCCGAGAAAUCUAACUCCUCCCGCUCGGCGCCCCGGGGGGGAGGCAGGGGCAGGGCCAAGCCGCAGAGGGGGCCGCCGCCACCUCCUGCCUCCUCCUCGUCUCCUCCCCCUCCCCCGUCUGACGCUGCCUCCUCGGGAAGGGUGUUUGGAGGGCAGCGGCCGCCCCAAGCCGAAGCCCCGCAGCGCUUCUUAUGAUCAGCUCGGUGUGUGUCUCCUCCUACCGCGGGCGCAAGUCGGGGAACAAGCCUCCGUCCAAAACAUGUCUGAAGGAGGAGAUGGCCAAGGGCGAGGCGUCGGAGAAGAUCAUCAUCAACGUGGGCGGCACGCGACAUGAGACCUACCGCAGCACCCUGCGCACCCUACCGGGCACCCGCCUCGCCUGGCUGGCCGAUCCCGACGGCGGGGGCCGGCCUGAGUCCGAUGGCGGCGGCGCAGGCAGCAGCGGCAGCAGCGGCGGCGGGGGCUGCGAGUUCUUCUUCGACCGGCACCCGGGCGUCUUCGCUUACGUGCUCAACUACUACCGCACCGGCAAGCUGCACUGCCCCGCCGACGUGUGCGGGCCUCUCUUCGAGGAGGAGCUCACCUUCUGGGGCAUCGACGAGACCGACGUGGAGCCCUGCUGCUGGAUGACCUACCGGCAGCACCGCGACGCCGAAGAGGCGCUGGACAUCUUCGAGAGCCCGGACGGAGGCGGCGGGGCCGCGGGGCCCGGCGACGAGGCCGGCGACGAGGAGCGGGAGCUGGCCCUGCAGCGCCUAGGGCCCCACGAGGGAGGCGCGGGCCCCGGCGCCGGGUCCGGGGGCUGCCGCGGCUGGCAGCCCCGCAUGUGGGCGCUCUUCGAGGAUCCCUACUCCUCCCGGGCGGCCAGGGUGGUGGCCUUCACCUCUCUCUUCUUCAUCCUGGUCUCCAUCACCACCUUCUGCCUGGAGACCCACGAGGCCUUCAACAUCGACCGCAACGUGACGGAGAUCCACCGAGUGGGGAACACCACCAGCGUGCGCUUCCGACGGGAGGUGGAGACGGAGCCCAUCCUGACCUACAUCGAGGGCGUGUGCGUGCUGUGGUUCACGCUGGAGUUCCUGGUGCGCAUCGUGUGCUGCCCCGACACGCUGGACUUUGUCAAGAACCUGCUGAACAUCAUCGAUUUCGUGGCCAUCCUCCCCUUCUACCUGGAAGUGGGGCUGAGCGGCCUGUCCUCCAAGGCGGCCCGUGACGUGCUGGGCUUCCUGCGCGUCGUGCGCUUCGUGCGCAUCCUGCGCAUCUUCAAGCUCACGCGCCACUUUGUGGGGCUGCGCGUUCUGGGCCACACCCUGCGCGCCAGCACCAACGAGUUCCUGCUGCUCAUCAUCUUCCUGGCCCUGGGCGUGCUCAUCUUCGCCACCAUGAUCUACUACGCAGAGCGCAUAGGCGCCCGGCCCUCCGACCCGCGGGGCAACGACCACACCGACUUCAAGAACAUCCCCAUCGGCUUCUGGUGGGCCGUGGUCACCAUGACGACGCUGGGCUACGGGGACAUGUACCCCAAGACGUGGUCCGGCAUGCUGGUGGGAGCGCUGUGUGCGCUGGCUGGCGUGCUCACCAUUGCCAUGCCUGUGCCUGUCAUUGUCAACAACUUCGGCAUGUACUACUCCCUGGCCAUGGCCAAGCAGAAGCUGCCUAAGAAACGCAAGAAGCACGUGCCUCGGCCGCCCCAGCUGGAGUCGCCCGUUUACUGCAAGUCGCAGGAGACCUCGCCCAGGGACAGCACCUACAGUGAUGCCAGCCCCCCUGCGCCAGAAGAGGGUCUGGUUGAGAGGAAGCGGGCAGACUCCAAGCAGAACGGCGAUGCCAAUGCGGUGCUGUCAGAUGAGGAGGGAGCCGGCCUCACCCAGCCCCUGGCCUCCGCCCCCACCCCUGAGGAGCGCCGGGCCCUGCGACGCUCUGGCACCCGAGAUAGAAACAAGAAGGCAGCUGCCUGCUUCCUGCUCAGCGCUGGGGACUAUGCCUGCGCCGAUGGCAGUGUCCGGAAAGGCUGUGAAAAGUCCCGGAGUCUAAACAACAUAGCAGGAGCGGCUGGAACCAGUCUGGGGCUGUCUCCACUGGCAUCGCGAUACAGCUCACCCUACCCUCCAAGAAAGCUCCUGCUCUCCCACCCCUUCCACCCCCUCACCAGCCCACCCCCUGGACACCCAGCCCCAUAGCCUCUCCCUGGCUCUGCACCCACCCCUGGGUGCACACGCACAGACAGGCACACUUGCGUGCCUCCAGCCCUCACCCCCUGCCCCCCUCCCCGGGCCUGCGGGAGCCGGCAGGAUGCAGAACUCAGGCCCCCGAGCCUCUCAGCACCCAGCACCCAGCUCCCCCAAACACUCAUCUCUGGAGCCCGAGAGCAAGGGGGGGAUUACUUCCGGGGCUUCUCCCCCGCUGGCCCCCAUCCUGAGCAGAAGGUGCCGUCACCCCUGAGGACUGUGUCUCUGGGCCCUGCCUCACCAUCAGGGUCCCACCUUCGUCACAGCCAAUGUAUUUCCAUUCCUCGGGGCCCUUCCAUCAGGGGCCAAACAGCCUGCCACUGAACAUCUGUCUGUCUGUCUGUCCGUCCCACACCGAGAUCGGCCUGGAAUGAGGCCGUCCUCUGGGACGUCUCUGCUGGUGUGUGGGGGUUUGACUCUUCCGGGGAGCAGAGCCACCUGACGGUCUCCAGCCCUGGUGCAGGGCACAGGGCGGGGGGGUGUUCCUAGACUCGGAGCCCCACGAUUGUCUGCCUAGGCGCGGGGAUGCCCUCCUCUCAGAGCGGCCCCGGCAGCAGAGCCCAGCAGCCCAUCUGCACCCCGAGCCGCAGCAUCGCUCAUCACGCUGCUUCCUCUGCUUCCCGACAGUUCUUCCUCUCCCGCUCCCUCCAACUCGCAGCCCUGCCUCUGAGUCACCUGCCGCUCCCACCCAGCCUCUGCGCUCCUAUCACUGCCAGAACCGGAGACUCAUCUAAUUUCUAUAAUUAAGUGUAUUCAUUUACCUAACGAGUCCGGGAGCACAACAGGUUUGUGAGUCACUGAGUGAGCAGAAGUGCACCCUGGGCUGGGGCAGCUGAGGGGACGUGUAGGGACAGAAGCCAUCCUGCCCCCGCCCGCUCCUGCACGGGCGCCCCGCCACACCCGGGGUGGCCGAGCCACAGGGGGGCCCUCCCUGGCCCACCAGGACCUCCUCAGCCCAGGAACCCGAAUCACCUCCACCGAGACCUUCCCUGCUUCACCUGAUGGGAAUUAGACCUGACAGCGGAGCUGUGCGCCUGGCAAUUUUUAGAGGCAGAUUAUGCAACUUUGUGGAGGGAGUGACUAAGGCCCAUGUCUGCGCCUUCCACGGUGGGCAGAGAUAGGAAUGGCCAGACAGCAGGAGGCUGGGGACUCUGGAGGCCACCCCAAAAGGUGAACUGGGCAGAAAGGUCAGAUCAUGUCAUGGGCUUGAGGGGCAGCUGUGAAACGCCUGUUCCAAGAGCAUCGGCAUUUCAGUGUCUCCUUCAGCCUUGGGCAGACACAGGAGGGUCCUUUCCAGAGAAGUCUGUCCAAGGUGGGUACUGGGUUACCCCAGCCCUGCUGUGGUCUGGGGGGCCUGCCUCCUGCUCGCUCUCAGAAUGAAGUGUCCCUAAGGGCUGAGAAGAUACAAGGGUAUCCAUGUCACCACUCCUCAGAAGGGGACACAGGGACAAGGAAGCCCUAUGGAGCAGGACGGAGACCAGGGCACCUCCUGCCCCACCCCCAGCCCCAUUUGAGAGCCCAGCUU